This is a messenger RNA of Cornus florida, 2884 nucleotides long. Its product is annotated as ankyrin repeat protein SKIP35. The transcript is spliced from 3 exons. The record is from RefSeq and is a predicted model, not a curated record. The coding region runs from base 736 to 2622 and encodes 628 amino acids. NCBI's taxonomy places the organism in Eukaryota, Viridiplantae, Streptophyta, Magnoliopsida, Cornales, Cornaceae.
CCAUUUCUCUCUUUCCUUUCUAUAUUUGCAUUAAUCUCCUCUUCUUUUUUUUUCUUCAUAAUUUUAAAUUUCAUUUCAUAUUCAGUUUUGCAGGCAGAUUCUUCAUCUACUUAUUAAUUGAAUAAUCUGUCCUUUGUUUUUGUGUACUGAUUGAAUAUUGAUGAUGGUAUUUGCAUUUCUUUUGUGGGUUUUUGAAUUCUAGGGUUGGUACUUGAUCUUCGAUAUGUUUCUCGAAAUUUCUGUGGAUUGGAUUAAGCUUUGGGGGUUUUAAGGGUUUCUAAUGGUGGAGCGAUAAUCUGAGCUGGGUUUGCUUCCAAAGGGACAACAUAUGCGUAGAUUUUCACCUUCUCUGAUGGGUUUGCUUCUUUUUUUUCAUGGUUUGAUGUCCUGCGCAAGAUAAUUAUCUAGAUCGUCUUAGAAUAGGUAUCAAAGUAGCACUUUUUUUUUUUUCUUCCUACUUUGAUGAAAAAAAUUGGGGGUAUAAUCUCUGGUUUGCGUAUCUUUUCCUUUUAGCGAAGCUGGGUUUUUGUUUGUCAUACUGUUUGUUGAAGGCAUUUGGAAACUUUGAUUUUUAGAGAGAGAAUGUAAUUGGGUUUUGAUUGAAUUUGCAUGAGGGAUUUGGUUUUGUUGGAACUGGGAUUCCGAAGAGAGGGUUUUCCUUUAUGGUCCGGAAGAAUUGAGAGUUUUUACCAAUUUUGGGGUUCUUGAUUUGGGUGGAUAGUCAGUGCUAGAGAAAUGGAAGAUGGGAAAAGUUUUGUCAUGAAAAGGGAUGGAUUGCGGUUGGGGGUAAAUGAGACGAAACCCGAAGAACCAUCGUCUGCUCGAAUGGAAUCUGAUGAGACUGGAAUUGGAAGUACAAAGAAUGAGAUUGUAGUUUUGGAAUCUGAAAACGGCGAGGGAAGCAAUGUGGUGUUCUCAAGAGAAGCACCCCUUGCGAGUACAGAGCCGAGAAUUUCAGGAGGUUGUAGUUGUGGCUCGAAGAAACUCAAAUCGGGGAUGUGCCCUACUGUGGAUUCCGAGAUCAGCAAAAACAAGGAAAUUGGGUAUGAGAAAAAACUCAACAGGCAAGACAGGAUUGAGUUGGGGCGAAUGUUUCAGGGUUCUGUGAGUUCCCGUGAUUGGAAACAUGCAGAGAGUCUGAUCUCAUUGGCAGAUCCGCAGACUCUUAAUGAUGCUUUGUGCAUUUCCUUGGAUUCAAUCUGGUUUCUGAGCACCCAGCACGAGCUAUAUGGCAUAACUGGAUUAAUUAAGAACAUUAUUAAUAAUGGUGCUUAUGACUUCACGAGAGCUGCUCUUAGGACUUCUUUUCUUGCUUCAUGUGUUUCUGCCUGCCAGAGCCGAACAAUGAGUCUGGCGGAUACAGUAACGGUAAUGGCUCAGAGGUUGCAUGAGCGUCUCCAGGAAUGCAAUGGGGAUGAGGUUUUGAAGGCCGAAGCUGGCGCCAAGGUCCAGAAGUUUACUGAAUGGGCUCUGAAGUGUAUAGGCUUUCAUUCUCGUUGCCAGGGGAAUAGGGGUGAAGUGAAUCAUUAUUCAGCUGUCGAGAUUCAACUUCAGUUAUCUGCAUUCAAGACAUUUCUUGAUCUUGCUGGCAACCAUCUUACUGGGAAGGACUUCACGGAGGCCUUUGAUGCAGCCUGCUUCCCCCUUACUCUAUUCUCUAGUUCUUUUGACACUGGUUGGGCAUCUGGAAUGUCAGCAACUGCAAUUCAGGGGUUGUUGGGUAUGUUGGUUGAAGGGGGUGCAGACAAUGUCAACCAAUGUUUUCUUGAAGCCUCACGUUUUGGGAGCACAGAGCUUGUGCGCAUAUUGUUGCAGAUUGCCCAAAGGAAUAGCUUGGAUGUUGAUGUUGAUCUGGCUUUGGGCUUUGCUUCACACUAUGGCAAGAUUGGCACCAUGGAAUGUCUAGUGGAAGAGGGUAAUGCCUCGGCUUUCUUGGGUCCUUUGAUGAGAGCAGCCGAGAGGGGUUGCAUGCUGGUUGUCCAAUGGUUUGUGAAAAGGGGUUGCCGAGACAUGGAUCUUUGUCUUGCCCUCACAGCUGCCACUUCUAGCAGCCAAGUUGAGAUAGCUGCGUAUCUCCUCCCUCAUGUUCCCCAGCAUGUCCUUGAGGCCCUCAGUAUCGAAAUUCUCAAGGCUGCUGGUGAACGGAGUGGAGGGUCUCUUGAUGGGGUAGCAUUUCUCCUCGGUUCAAACUUCCUAGGUGACCCUGCCACUACUUACGCUGUUGCAGACAGCAUUGCUAGGUCUGACGACGAGGCUAUUGCUCCUGAGCUGAGGGCAUUUCUCCGGGAACACUGGUCAGAGGCAGCUUUCUCAGAGGGACUGAGGGUAGGAGAAGAACAUUACUUCAACAUAGUAAGAAUAUUGAUGUGGGGCGGAUCUCCUAUUUGCUUGAGGGAUCUCCCAGCUCCCUUGAGGGUGGCCAUAGCGUACUUACCCCUUUAUAGGGAGUGUGUCAAAGCAGGAGGCUGCUUGUUAUCGCAACGGCUAAGGGGACAGCUUAUACAAGCAGCAAGGCAGCUGGGAAACGAGGCGGUUGUUGAAUCAAUCCAGGGGAGAGAACUCCUGGCGGUUUUGGAGCAUUAUCUUCCUCCAUUUUUGCUCUAUGCGCCCAACUCGUCUUAGUGAGAUGUCGUGUUAGGCCUUUGGGUUUUCAAUCAUCGUUUUCCCUUCCAUAUUUGCUGUAUGUUGUAGAGAAUAACAACGCUAUAACUUAUAUAGCUGGGUUUAAGGUGGCAAAGUUAUCGAGGUUUCUCUUUUUUUUUUUUCGGUUUCCGCAUCUGAUGUACAUGUUAGUCUGUUAUGUAAAACACAGAGAAACUAAUUCUCAGAAUGUGGAAAAUAUGAUGUUUGUGUAUAAUAGAUGGUAUCAUCUUUUUGAGGGCAA